CUCGCGAACAACGUUGAGAUCCUUCGUAUAAAUAACAAGGGCACAACUAGGGUUUUGAGAAACUGCGUGCAGCGUGCGGAGGAGAGGGAAGGAGGCUUCGCUUUAGGAGCUCAGCCAAGAUGGGUAUUUCCAGGGACUCCAUGCACAAGAGGCGUAGCACCGGUGGUAAGAAGAAAGCCUGGAGGAAGAAGCGAAAGUAUGAGCUUGGUCGGCAGUCUGCAAAUACUAAGCUCUCAAGCAACAAGACAGUCAGGAGAGUUCGUGUAAGAGGAGGCAAUGUGAAGUGGAGGGCCCUGAGGUUGGACACUGGGAAUUAUUCUUGGGGCAGUGAAGCUGUUACCCGCAAGACUCGUAUUCUUGAUGUGGUUUACAAUGCCUCAAACAAUGAGCUUGUUAGGACACAAACUCUGGUCAAGAGUGCAAUUGUCCAAGUGGAUGCGGCUCCAUUUAAGCAAUGGUACCUUCAGCACUAUGGUGUUGACAUUGGUCGAAAGAAAAGGUUGGCAGCAAAGAAAGAAACAACAGAGGAGGGAGAAACUGUGUCCGAGGAAACUAAGAAGAGCAACCAUGUCGUUAGGAAGCUUGAAAAACGCCAAAAGGAUCGUAAACUUGAUUCCCACAUUGAAGAGCAAUUUGGUGCUGGUAGAUUGAUGGCAUGUAUUUCAUCCCGUCCAGGUCAAUGUGGCAGAGCUGAUGGGUACAUAUUGGAGGGUAAGGAACUGGAAUUCUAUAUGAAGAAGCUUCAGAGGAAGAAAGGCAAGGGUAGCACUGGUGCUACAGCUUAAGUUUCUUCAUCUCGCAGUAAUCCCCUAUCCGACUCCUGUUUCGGUUUUGGUUUUUAGCUUAUGUUAAUGAGGUUGUGAUGUAAUGCAUUUGGGGAUUUUUUCUCAUUUUCUUUUGUUCUGGUGGUUAGUUUUAUCAGCUGUGAUUCUAUUGCCUAUAUGGAAUGAACUUUAGGACACAGUUGUCUUUCUCUCAUAAGUUGAUUGUGCGAGCCAACAAUCCGGAAAGUAGAAAGGUCAUAUAUGGACGUUGUUUAUACGCAUGGUUUA
Messenger RNA from Tripterygium wilfordii, 1052 nucleotides. RefSeq names its product 40S ribosomal protein S8-like. The record is from RefSeq and is a predicted model, not a curated record. NCBI's taxonomy places the organism in Eukaryota, Viridiplantae, Streptophyta, Magnoliopsida, Celastrales, Celastraceae. Gene Ontology annotation, molecular function: structural constituent of ribosome. Bases 120 to 785 code for a protein of 221 amino acids. Gene Ontology annotation, cellular component: cytosolic small ribosomal subunit; ribosome. The transcript is spliced from 5 exons. Gene Ontology annotation, biological process: maturation of SSU-rRNA from tricistronic rRNA transcript (SSU-rRNA, 5.8S rRNA, LSU-rRNA); translation.